AAACAUUCGUCAUUUGAAAGCUCAGAGGGCAUAAGCAAUAUUGUGCUUUUCCUGAAUUUGAUAUGAGAGAAGGUUGAAAAACCCCUACUUCAAACAAUUACAUCACAGACUUCAUAGACAUCAUAGAACACGCAUAAAUCGAAGUGGUGUCAGGAAGUCAAACAAAGGAACGGGACUGUGCACAGAAGGAGCUCUGUCGACUUUUCAGAUAUCCUGCUGAAAUAUUUGGCUUUGAGGAUGUUGCACAACAUCACCAACCAAACAGAGGACAGCUUCUCGUGCCACAGCGCUUCAGUGGAAGGGUACCGCUACUUUGCCGUGCUGUGGGGAUGCACAGUCACCAUCACGGGCACGCUUGGGAACCUGCUGACCAUCUUAGCCUUUGCCUUCGACUCCCAACUGCGUACCCGCUUCAACGUGCUCAUCGUCAACCUGGCUCUGGCCGAUCUUCUCUACUGCACCAUACUGCAGCCCAUCUCGGUUGACUCCUACCUGCACCUCAGAUGGCGCAGCGGCGAGCUCUGGUGCCGGACCUUCGGCCUGCUUCUCUUCUUGUCCAACUCUGUCUCCAUUAUCACCCUCUGUCUGGUGGCGAUGAGUCGAUACCUCCUGGUUGCAAAGAGGGCCUUGUUUGAACGUGUUUUUUCCAACCGGGGGCUCGUUUCCCUCCUGCUGUCGACAUGGGCGCUGGGCCUGGCCAGCUUCAGCCCGCUCUGGUCCGUUUUUGUGUUUGUGCCUCAGGUAUGCACUUGCAGCUUCCAUCGAAUCAGGGGUCGCCCUUACACCACCAUCUUGCUCUUUUUCUACUUCUUUGUGGGACUGAGCUGCGUCGGCACGUUCUACCUCCUCAUUUACCGUCGCGUCCGUGUUGCGUCAAAGGCCCUGCUUCGCCACAGGUUCAGCCGGCGAUCUUCCAAGAAAAAGCCAGCACCGGCCAAUGAUGACAGUGGUGUGGAGAGCGGGAUGGCCACCGGGAGUACCGAUCUGACCCAUCACAGCAAAUCUGAUGUCACUGAUGACAUUGCGUCCCAAAUAACACUGAAUGAGCCAGCAAAACAAAUUGGAGAGAGCAAGCCAAAAACUGAAAGUGUCAAUAAGCCAGAAUCAAAGCCAGCUGCAGCAUCCCACACAACAACCUCAGGAGAGGAUACAGAAUUCAAGCGUGUGACACGCAUGUGUUUUGCGGUUUUCCUGUGUUUCGUCUGUUGCUUCGUCCCUUUCCUAAUCCUCAACAUUGUGGAUAAGCAAGGCCGUGCCCCGCAAGUGCUGCACAUGUUCUGCGCAAAUCUCACCUGGCUCAACAGCUGCAUCAACCCACUGCUCUACGUGGUCAUGAACAGACAAUUUCGAAAAGCCUAUCAACUGCUCCUCACCAGGGCCGUGACACCUUUGACAUAUUUCUGGGUUAAGAGCGCCUGAAUUUCCAAACGUGAAAAAAAAUUCCGAUUAUACUGUACCAAAGUUUGAUCUUACUUUAAAAUUCAUAUUUCCGUCGUUACAUCAUGAGUCACGUUAGGAAUGAAACCUCACCGUUUUGUAGAAUCAGAAAGAAUUUCCUGUUUGGUGCAAGACGAUACAUUCCGCUCGGUAAAUUGAGGAACUUGUGAUUUACAAACUUUCCAAGCAGGGUGACGAUUGCGUACCAAGGCAAACAUUGAAAGUUGUUUUUAAAUACAUCAAUGAAAGUUGAGGUGAUUUUAUUUCACCCUAAAUUUAAGCUGUAGUCCAAGCUUUAUUUUGACGUCACAUUGUACUUGUACAUUGAACAAAAGUUUGUAUUUGAUUCUUAUUGUGAUUUCAAUCAGAUGUCCAGUGUUAGCGGUAACCUCAAAAUGUACCGUUUAUUUCUUGUGUGUCUGUUCUUUUUUGUUUUGUUUUUUGUAGCACAAGGCGCAAACAACAUUUGUCAACAAAGGUUAAUGAGUUAUUAUAUUCAUAAUGAUCACAAUGACAGGUUAUUUAUAAAGGAGUAGAAAAGUGAAAUUGAAGCAAUGUUUGAACAAUUUGGCAGGGUAACUGAACUUUUCAUAGACCGCAAGGCAGUUCAUCGACAAAGAUGUCAGAAUCGAAAAAGUGAUUGGAGAUGCUGGGAUACUGCAGAUCCUCUUCUGAGAUUAAAAUAGGGUCAUACAGCAAGGGGUCCUCCUGACAAUUAGCCAAAUGAGGAUCCGGAGAAUCCUUCAGUUGCCCUGAAAGCAAAUGAAGAGAAAUGAACUAAAGAAAGGCAAAGUUACUCUGAUGAGUAUUUCCUUGUUCUACGUUUCAGUUUGGAAAACGUGGGUGAGUACAUCACGACCACUUGGGGGAUGAGUGUAGUUAAGCGCUCACUCACCAGCAUCCUCUUCAUGUAAACCACUCAAUGGCUGCGGGACUUCACCAUCUGUCACAGCCGCCAAUGUGUCCCUACACAAUUGUAAUGACUUAUUAGUGAAUUGUCUUAACAAAAAGCUUCUACCAAAAAGAUGUGUCAGCUUAACCUUAACGCAGAAGCUACUUUUCCCAAACCAUGCGGUGACAUUUGUGUCAAGCAACAUCUCAAGUAUGUGUACUGUAAUGUAUGUGGUGCAAUGCUGCCCCCUUUUGGUUUAGAUCGGUUAGUUCAAGUGAAAACGUGUAAAUUCCGUCAAUAGAGGAUUAAACUUACCCUUUUAAAACAAA
This is a messenger RNA of Syngnathus typhle (broad-nosed pipefish), 2658 nucleotides long. It is a transcript of the gene gpr84, whose product is annotated as G protein-coupled receptor 84. The transcript is spliced from 2 exons. The coding region runs from base 238 to 1419 and encodes 393 amino acids. Gene Ontology annotation, molecular function: urotensin II receptor activity. Gene Ontology annotation, biological process: neuropeptide signaling pathway. The record is from RefSeq and is a predicted model, not a curated record. Gene Ontology annotation, cellular component: membrane. Lineage: Eukaryota; Metazoa; Chordata; Actinopteri; Syngnathiformes; Syngnathidae.